CAUCUGGUAUUUAUUUACUUUCUUCAUGGUGGGGAUAUGACAAAAAAUAGAGUAUUGUAAAUUAUUUGAAUGUUUUUUCAGCAGCAACACAGCAAGCUUUUACAAGCAGUGACAAAAAUAAAGUGUUUAUUGCAGUUAGCCAGAUUAGCUCAAGAAUAACUAUUUAAAAAUGGCAAGUGAGGUUACUUUAAAGAAUGUUGACAAUGCGUGCGAAACUGCAGAAGAAUUUACAAGAGUUUUCUACAAACAAGUAGACAACAGUAGACAUUUAACCUCAAAAUUAUACUUGGACACAGGACUGUUGGUAUGGAAUGGAAACGGUAUAAAUGGAAAUGAUAAAAUUCAGAAGUUUCUAAUGGAUUUGCCAGGCAGCAAUCACGUAUUAAAAACAUUAGAUGCACAGCCGAUAUCCGAGAAUUUAGUCUCAAACAAAUUAACAUAUCUGAUACAAGCUUGUGGAGACGUUACGUACCAGAAUGAUGAUGUUAAGAAACCAUUUCAACAAACAUUCCUAAUUGUUGCCGUUGAGGGCAAAUGGAAAAUAGCAUCGGACUGUUUUAGAUUACAAGUCCCUCAUAGUAACUAGACCUAUAAGCAUUAUUUUCAACUUUGAAGAAAUAAAGAUAUUAUAUAUUUUU
Molecule: messenger RNA, 638 nt
Organism: Melitaea cinxia (Glanville fritillary)
Lineage: Eukaryota; Metazoa; Arthropoda; Insecta; Lepidoptera; Nymphalidae
Gene: Nxt1
Product: NTF2-related export protein
Exons: 1
Coding region: 170-586 (138 amino acids)
Biological process (GO): protein import into nucleus
Cellular component (GO): nuclear pore central transport channel
Source: RefSeq, a predicted model, not a curated record